Vespa mandarinia (Asian giant hornet) is the source of this 4702-nucleotide messenger RNA. It is a transcript of the gene Neto, whose product is annotated as Neuropilin and tolloid-like. The record is from RefSeq and is a predicted model, not a curated record. Lineage: Eukaryota; Metazoa; Arthropoda; Insecta; Hymenoptera; Vespidae. Gene Ontology annotation, molecular function: protein binding.
UCUCUCUCUCUUUCGAAAGAGUCGCACAGUUUUCGGCAUUUUUUCUUCACGAUCGGAUCCACAAAUCGAUGCACGUCGCGAACGGGGGUACAUCGGUUCGAACGUCGCACAGUAAAUUAUUUUUUGCUUCGUUAUCUCGUCAUUUUUGUCCUUUUCUCUCUCUCUCUCUCUCUCUCUUUCUCUUUCUCCUUCUCUUUCUCUCUGUUUGGUGGUAGUCGCGAUACCACAAUCCCUAAAAUAUUUAUGCGCAUAGAUAUCGCUAUCAUGUGCGUCGGAUCGUACGUUCAAUACGAUAGAACACACCGAAUCGAUAAUAUCACGUUCGUUCGAACGUCUAGCAACGUGACGUGUCAAGCUCGAAAAUAUACAUAAAUAGUAUGUGUACCAACAAAACUAGUGUUCUUUCAAAGUCAGAAGGAAAGUAAAAUUCUCAGAAGUAUCUCUUCGAUUGUCGGCUAUUAUUACGUCUAAGUGCGAUCAAAGAUAUAAACUAAAAAAAAAAAAAAAAAAAAAAAAAAAGAGAAAAGACAAAGAAAAAGUAAAGGUACCAAAAUCCAAAAUAAUAUAAAAGAAAAAAAAAGAUAAAUGACAUUCAGUGGCGAUGAGAGUGUAUCGUGAGUACGAGAGAUAAUAGUGUGAUAAAAAUUUUGGUGUCGGUGUAAAAAUAGAGUUAAGUAAAAAUUUAUUGGCUCGUGCGUAUCGACUAGCAUGUGCAGUGUUUUCGUCAACCAUUUCUUUUUCUAUUGUUUUUAAUAAAAUCGUUAUCUUUAAUGUGGCUGGGAUCGUGAACUCCGUCAUCGAUCCGCUCAGCGGAACGAACGCGAAUUGUCAAGCGAUAAAUGAAUGUUGUUACGCCGGCUAGUCGUGAUCGUGACGGUGAAGAAGAAGAAGAAGAAGAAGAAGAAGAAAAACAAGAAGAAGAAAAAGAAGAGAAAGUCAAGGCACGUUAACAUCACUCGAUUUAAAUUCAUAAAUGUGCGAGAGGAGGAGCCCACAAUGGUGGCUCGAGUCCCGCAACAAGUUCUACUGCUACUCGUACUCGUUGCCGGAGCAUCCGCAGAGUCGACGCAGGAGAGAAAAGAUUCCACUUUUUACGUUCACGGACGAAGUAGAUCUACAAAUAGAUCGUCACGUUCCAUCUUAUCAUCAUCUUCAUCGAUGUCCUCGUCCUCAAUGUCGAUUUCGUCAUCCUCUGAAAGAACUCUCCAUAGAAUUUUUAAAACGACACCCUGGAGCAACGACGAUAGCACACAAACAUUCGGAUUGGCUCAUGGAUCUUCGAGGAUGAUGCUAGAGGAAAAUUCGGAAAAGACGCAAACGACAAUCCAAAAUUACCUUUCGAAUGAAUCGAGCUCUUUCUCGUCUUUGAAAAAUCGUCCCGAAUAUUCUGUCACCGAAUCAUCCAAAAAUUUCGACGUUUCUAGAAUAUCGAUAAAAGAAACGUCAAAAAUUUCGAAAAACAUCCCGAUCAUUUCUACGAUUGCCGACAUAGUCCCAACUACGGAGAGUCGAGGAAUAUCAACAGAAAUAUUCUCCAGGACGACAACCACGUCGAUGCUAUUAUCAUCGUCAAGGGACGACAUAUUUCGACGUCGUCAAAUGAGACACGCCGCAGACAAAUGCGAGAAAUUUCUAAUCGGCGACGAAGCUAAGAGAGAAUUCUACAGUCCGAAUUAUCCGAAUCCUUAUCCGAAUCAUACGGAAUGUGUCAGAGUUCUCGAGGCUGAUGAGGGUAUGUUGCUGAAGCUGGACUUUCGGGACGAAUUCAAGCUUGAGGACAGUCCCGAGUGUCGUUUCGAUUCUCUCGAGGUCCGUGACGGCAAGCACGGAUAUUCGAACCUCCUAGGAAAGUUCUGCGGCUCGAAUUUCCCGCCUGAGAUCACUUCGAAGACGAGAUACCUCUGGCUACAUUUCCACAGCGACGAGAAUAUCGAAGGCAAAGGAUUCAAGGCCGUCUGGAGUAUGAUACCCAGACCAACUUAUCCCGGAGUCCCACCAGAGAUAGAACCGUGCUUAGUUAACGUGACCGGUGACGAAGCUAUUAUCAGCCAUAAUGAUGUAGAGGACAAGAAAAAAUUAGCCGAGAAGGAGGGCAUAGCUUUGGACUGUAUGUGGGUGAUAAAAGUUAAGGAAGGAUGGAAGAUACAACUGGCAUUCCCGGACUCGAACCAUUUCAAGUUGCAGAGGCCAAACGAGUGCGAAGCCAAUUUCCUCGACGUUUUCGAAGAGAAAACAGAUCUCCGUUCACGAUUGAAAAAUUUUUGCGGUAGCAUCGCCGAUACGGUCAUAGUGAAAUCGAACUUAGCAUAUGUCCGUUAUUACGCCGAGCCUAAAGCUUUAAACAGCACCUUUGAAGGUGUAAUGACUGCUAUCAGGGACAAAGAAGCCGGCGAAUCAACAUGCAGAACCGGAGAGUACGACUGCGAGGACGCGACCUGCAUCGCCUCUAUAUUACAGUGCAACGGAAGGAUCAACUGCCGCUUCCGGUGGGACGAAGACGACUCGACAUGCGACCAAAAGAAAUCGAGUAUCAUCGAUUCUCAGCACAUCGUCAUUAUUCUUGUUGUUUUCUCCCUCAUCGUUUUUGGCAUGAGCUUCGCGUUCUUCUUCAAUUGCGUGCGGAAGCUUAUUCGUGAUCAUCGAAUCAUUCAGGAACACAUAAGACAGUCUAGAGAGAAUCGAUUGGAUGAACUAGGUCGUAAAUCUACACCGAGGCCUCUUUCAACUUCGAGAACGGACAUCAGAGAUCGGAGUAGCGAGUCACCUAGCUUGGAAGUGGUACCGAGCAAAGAACUUUUACCACCAAGCACAGUGAUAGCAGAAGAAUACACGGUAGCUUAUAACAACAAAAUCACUUACAACGGACGAGACAUGAACGACAUACAUCAAAGUAAUAACGUAAGCAACGCGACUCAAGAAAGACUGCAAGAGUCAAAUGACGAGCCAGAAAUGCGAGAUAAUUCGUGUCAGACUAGGGAGAGUCUAUUCGAGCCACGAUUAUCGGACACCGUAGUACCUCCAGCGUUCACGACUUUCGGAUUUCGGGGCUCGCAAAAUGGGACCAAUUAUCAUCGUCAUCAUCAUCAUCAUCAUCACCAUCACCCGCAAAGUCCGCAAAAGUCACACCCAAGUCCAUCGCUCUCGCAUCAGAGCUCUCAACAGUCUUCUCAACAGAGCUCGCAUCAGCAGAGUAGCUCUCAGUGUUCAGGUUGCAGUCCAGCAUCUAGAGGACGAGAUGGUAGUAUGGGUAUCUGUCCAAAGCACAAUCCAAUUCCAGCACCGCCAGGUUGGUCAACCCAUGAGCUAAGUUAUCCUCCUCAACACCAAUCCGGGCAAUAUCAAGAAGUUACGGACUAUCCUUCCUAUCAGAGGUUCCAAAGUCCAAAACCUAGCGGAGAAGGUGGUAACUAUCAUCAGUCUCCUAAAUUCAUCAGACAGAAUACCGUAGGUUCCGGCGAAAGAUAUGGUAGUUCGAUCUACGGCUCUGGUCAAAAUUCCACACAGAUUUCUGCUCAUGGUUCCAGCAACACAACGUCAAGUACUCAUCACUCGACAUCGUCUAAGUCUCAGCAACAACAGCAACAACAACAACAACAACAGCAACCUAGUGACCCCAGGUAUAAAGCCGAAGCUAUUAUCGAAAUCGAUCAAAGGAGACCAUUUAGCAUAGAGAGCACAAAAUCAGCCCCAGAUGUUAUAGCAACGCACUGACGCCGGGGCUAUGGGGAUUGGGAACCUUACAGGAGACGCCAUCCCCGUAAAAAUAUAGAUGACACUCAACAAAUUCAACAAGAAACACAUAACGAGCGAGUUAAAGUAACUGUGGCUACUCAAAGUUCGUUAGACGAUGAUACGUCGACCAACUCGACGGUAGAACAUACAUCGUCCUCCUGAUCCGUGCAUCAAAAUAUCGUAGUCGAUCCACCUGACUCUUUUAUCGACGAUAAGAACACUUCGAAAAAAUCAUCUCUUAGCAUUUUACCAAUCGAACAUAAAACAUCACUAUUCAAUGAACUCGCUCUAAUACGAUUGUCCUCGAAAUUGGACGAUUUACCGAUCUUAAAACCACCUGAUAACUUCGGAACGCCUGUCUUCAAAUGUAAAACGCCUUCCUUAUCCUGGCAGCAUUGUGGCUGUCCUUCUCAUUCUCAUUUGCCAUCUCGAAGAUCGACGAUCACCUGGAGUGCCUUGAAACGUUGCGGACAGGACGCCUUCUAUCGCACUUGGCCUAAUAGAUCCGCUAAAAGGCUACUGCGACCUCAGAAGAGGACCGUCGGUACUCAAAGUUCCUUCGACGGCGUUAAGUCAUCGCUUGGGACACUUCGUUGCGUGUCUAGAUCGAUCGAUAUGACGGCGACUACGAUGGAUCAGGAGAUCGGGGUAUCUAUACCUUUCUAACGAUAGAUUUACGUGUUCUACUCUUCCUCCGAUCAAUUAUUGCUUCAUUUUCUUUUUUUCUUCUUUUUAACUAAUCCUUAUUUAUUUUAUCUCUCUCUCUCUCUCUCUCUCUCUCUCUCUCUCUCUUUUUGUCUGUUUCACUCUCUCUUUUUUUCAUUGAGCCUAAACGAGUAAAAAAUCAAAAAUUUUCUCACGUCGUGAUUUUCAGGAAGAGUGAACAAACGAUCCAAAACUGAUAAUAAACUCUCGAAGCAUUUUUAAUAACAAUUGUCUAACAAGGCCGUACGUAAAAAAAAAAAAAAAA